GGUUGUUCAGAUUCGCACAAUGACUGCUGAAAUACUGUCACAACACAACUGCAGUCGGUCGGAAGGGUAUUCUAGGAAGUGCUGCGGGAGAUAAAACAUAAAACUGAAAACAAAGGCGAUUAGCGCGCGAUAAACAGGUUGUAAGAUAUUAAAUUCAGACAAUGUCUGGGAUGCAUUAACCAGGCUUAAAAGCUUGAUCUUCGUUCUCGUGCUUCCAGUUGAAAUUGUGAGCUCUUUGCAAUGGAAACGGACACAGAAAUGCUGAUCAAAGACAAUUGGAAAAAUCUAAUUUAUUCUGUUGAUCGCAAGAUCACCCGGACAGCUAUCUCACUUGCACAGAAAGUGGAGAUUCUGGAAAAACUCGGGGACCCCAUCGUCAAAAGGAAAGACAUUGCCAUCGAAUAUGGCCUGUCUGUCUCCACAAUUAGCAAACUACUAAAGAACAGAGAUGAUAUUAUGCAUGAGUGGCAUCGUGGAGCCAACCAGGACCGAAAGAGGAAACGCUUAGGGAAGGUCCAGUCUGUGGAUGAAGCUUUACUGCGCUGGUUUGCCAUCGCAAAAGAGAAGGAAACUGUCAUCACAGGACCCAUACUGAUGGCGAAGGCCAAGAGUCUUGCCGAAACACUGGGCGUGGAAUUCAACCCUUCUCAGGGCUGGCUACAGCGCUGGAAAGAUAGGAACAAUAUUGUCAUUAAGCGAGUCCAUGCGGAAAAAAGCCAGACAGAUGGUAAUAUGUCUGACUGGCCCCCUACUUUACUGCCUACAAUCCUGAGCAGAUUCACCCCUGAGCAACGGCACACUUGGCUCCAGCAUGCGGUGGAGGCAAGAAACUGCAAGGAGGAGAGCGAUGAAGACUCUACCUCCACAGCUCCCAUCCUGCCUUCUGUUCUGAGUGGACUGUCGCCUGAAAAAAAGCAGGCAUGGCUCAAAAACGUGAAGGAAAGCAGUGAGGUAGUAGAGGAGAUGGGCAAAGCUGGAGAAAACUGUGCGAGUGGAAGAUCUCCAGAUCAACAGACCAAUUUGCCAGCUGUUCUAGGUUUGCUGUCUCCAGAACUUCUGCAGAACUGUCUGCAGAGCUGGCUCGCGAGGAAGGUGGUGAAGGGAUCUCGCAAGGAGCAGUGUGACCUGGACGUCUUCUCAACAGAGCAGUGCACUCAUGCCAUCAUGCCUUUUAUUCUGAGUGGACUGUCUCCAGAAGAACAGGAGAGCUGGCAUCGACACUUGAGGGAGAAACACAGGACACAGGACGGACGUUCGGCAUCACAACCGCCAGAGACAUCACUAACCAGCAGAUCAGAAGAGCAGCAAGCUGUCUUGCAAAGAAACAGCAACCCCCUGCAAGACGGUGAAGGUUCAGAGAGCAAGGCAAGACUGUGCAGGUAUUCCACUGAGCAGCAGCAGGUUUGGAUACAGCAGUUAAAAGAAAGGAACUCCCCUGCUGGAAAGAGUGAUCUGGAUGGAUCUCCAGAUACUGUUCCCCAGGACACUGAUGAAGAAGAGCUGGAGCCACCUGCCAGUGAAGCAGAGGUCUCUUACUGCCUGCGCCGGAUACACAGCUUCUUAAAGCAGCGCGAGGCUGACCACCUUGGACACUUCCAUACAUUUGAGAGUUACCUUCAAACCUUAAUGACAACAGACUGCAAAAUUAAAGGAAAAUGUUGAUUGGGUCAAUGUUGGUCUGCACACCCAAGUGUGGGACAAGCUUUUAUACUGUAAUGUGGUACAGCUACAACAACUGAUGCAAUUAGUUCUUCCAAAAUCCAUCUGUGGCAGAGCAGGGCUCUGCCCUUGGAAAUACUGGCAGGGAUGGAGUUAAAUUCUCCUCCCUGCCCAGGUUGA
Molecule: messenger RNA, 1839 nt
Organism: Polyodon spathula (Mississippi paddlefish)
Lineage: Eukaryota; Metazoa; Chordata; Actinopteri; Acipenseriformes; Polyodontidae
Exons: 3
Coding region: 241-1662 (473 amino acids)
Cellular component (GO): nucleus
Molecular function (GO): DNA binding
Source: RefSeq, a predicted model, not a curated record